CAUCUUUUUCUCCUAACGUUUAUCCAGCACAAGCAGAUUGCAGAAGACGUGGGAAGAGGGAGAAAAAUGGAGCGCAACAGCAACAGUAACAUCAUCAUCAGAAUCAGAACACCUCCUUGUUUAAUUCUCCUUUUUCUAUGUUUAUUUCUGUCAUCAAUUUCUCUUGCCAUAGCGACCAGACCUCUCCCUCUUCUCGAUAAUUUCAACACCAAUAAAUUGUUGUUUUCUCCAACAUUUAACAGAAUCUACGAUAUUUCCAACUAUGGCCGAUUUCAGCUCUUUAAUGGCUUGGCUCAGACUCCUCAAAUGGGGUGGAAUAGUUGGAACUUUUUUGCUUGUAACAUAAAUGAGACAGUCAUCAAGGAGACAGCUGAUGCACUUAUUUCAACAGGAUUGGCUGAUUUAGGUUAUGUAUAUGUAAAUAUAGAUGAUUGCUGGUCCAAAGAAACACGGAAUUUAAAGGAUCAGUUAGUACCUGAUCAGAAGACUUUCCCUUCCGGAAUUAAAGCUCUUGCAGAUUAUGUUCAUGCUAAAGCCCUCAAGCUUGGUAUCUAUUCUGACGCUGGGGUUUUUACAUGUCAAGUUCGACCAGGGUCACUCUACCACGAGGAUGAGGAUGCUGAGCUUUUUGCUUCUUGGGGUGUUGAUUAUUUGAAAUAUGACAACUGCUUCAAUUUGGGUAUCCCACCAAAAAAGAGAUAUCCUCCCAUGCGUGAUGCACUAAAUGCAACCGAGCGCCCAAUUUUCUAUUCACUUUGUGAAUGGGGUGUCGAUGACCCUGCAUUGUGGGCUGGAAAAGUUGGGAAUAGCUGGAGAACAACAGACGACAUAAAUGAUUCAUGGGCAAGCAUGACUACAAUUGCUGAUCUAAAUGACAAGUGGGCAUCCUAUGCAGGACCUGGUGGAUGGAACGAUCCGGAUAUGUUGGAGGUAGGAAAUGGUGGGAUGACUUACAAUGAGUAUCGUGCACAUUUUAGCAUCUGGGCUCUGAUGAAGGCUCCUCUAUUGAUUGGCUGUGAUAUCAGAAACAUGACUGCUGAGACACUGAAAAUCCUUAGCAACACGGAGGUAAUUGGUGUAAACCAAGAUUCUCUUGGUGUCCAGGGAAGAAAGGUUCAUGCCUCUGGACCAAAUUCUUGCCAGCAGGUUUGGGCAGGUCCCCUGUCUGGGAAUAGGCUAGUUGUUGCUCUUUGGAAUAGAUGUUCAAGUGCUGCUCUGAUUACUGCCGAAUGGAAUGUUCUGGGACUUCAAUCUUCAGUCAGUGUUUCCAUCAGAGACUUGUGGAAGCACGACAUAGUUGCCGCAGAUGCAGUAUCGUCUUUUGGCACUUCUGUCGAGCCUCAUGAUUGUGCAAUGUACAUUUUCACCCCCGAGAUGUUGGAGUCAUACUCCGUCAUGUAAUUUAACAUUGGUUUCUGCUGCAAGCCUGGGUCAGUUGUUAAUUACAAAAGGAUAAGGAAAUUCGAGUUAUUUUCAGCUGCUGGGUGGUUUGAUAUUGCUCUGUAAUUUGAUGAAAAUUUGUAAAGUGGACAGCAAACUAAGAUUUGAAGCAAUGUUGUAAAUCAUGGGUGAUGAUAAAGGUCGCAAGUUGCGACAACAUUUACUUGUCGCAAUCUUACGUGUUGGAAUCUAAUUGGUACAUAUAGGCACCA
Molecule: messenger RNA, 1652 nt
Organism: Spinacia oleracea (spinach)
Lineage: Eukaryota; Viridiplantae; Streptophyta; Magnoliopsida; Caryophyllales; Amaranthaceae
Product: alpha-galactosidase 3
Exons: 15
Coding region: 67-1401 (444 amino acids)
Biological process (GO): carbohydrate metabolic process
Molecular function (GO): hydrolase activity, hydrolyzing O-glycosyl compounds
Source: RefSeq, a predicted model, not a curated record